GUCAUAUUAUAGUUACUUGCCUGCCACCAAUCUCAACAAUAGGCAUGACGAAAGAGGAUAUGCCACACCUCAUGGAGGAAGUCCGAGCCCAGAUGAUGGAAGUGUAUACCAAAACUUCAUCUCAGGUGCACCACCCAUGGCCCUUGACAGAGGCAGUUAAGAAGAAUAGUUAAACUAAGAAGGUAGAGCUUAGGUAGCAGCACCCUCACAUUCUCCUCACUAGAGCCAUCCUCUCAGCAGCGCAUGUACACCUCUAACCGACCCUGCGACGGUGGCUGUGCUUUGUUCUAGUGAAUGUUCUUUUACCCGGAAUAUCUAUCCGCCAAAACCUGUGUCGUUAUCAAGAGACUUUGAUGGCCUCAUAUGUAGCUGGGACAACCUUGGAAUGGCUUUGGUAUCUUAAAAAGCUGGUUCUAUAUCUGCUUUCAAUAUCAACUAUAUAUAUAUAUAUAGGUAUUUCAACCAAAGUUACUACAAUGGCCGUGUUCUCUUCAACUUAUUGAGUUUUGUUAUUUUUUAAUUUUAUUUUUCAGUGAUAGUAAGUAAGUUAAGGAUGAUAUACAUUUCACAGAGACCAACUUCAGAUAACCAUUUGAUAGUUACAAACAGUACUGCUAUAGUAGAAACAUAUACCGGUAUCAGUAUAUCCCUAUGAUUGUGAAUACUGUAAAUCAAAUAUGUAGUGGAGUUAGUGUACUAUGUACAUUGUACAAAAGCUGACAGAUAUGUCAGAAAGAAAAUGCUUGCCAAAUCCACAAACUUCUUACAAUGAGUUAGAACCGAAUUAUUGUUUUGUUGCAUCAGCCUAAUAAAAGGCAAAGUAUGUGUUUGCCCAAAUAUCAGUGAUAGAAAUACUUAAAUAAGUUAUAGCUAUAGAGGAUGUUUAUUGCUUCUCAGUGUUUGAACUGUGUGUGUGUGUGUGUGUGUGUGUGUGUUUGUGUGUGUGUUGUGUGUGUGGUGUGCGCGUUGUGUGUGUGCGUGUGCGCGUCAAUGUGUCUGUGCGUGUGCGCGUCAAUGUGUCUGUGUGCGCGUCAAUGUGUCUGUGUGUGAGUGUGUGUCUGUGCGUGCGCAUGUGCGUGUGUGGAUGUAUGGAUGUUUGCAUGUUUGCGCACAUGUAUUUAUCUGAAUGCAUUCAUGCAUAUAUACAUACAUACAUAUAUACAUACAUACAUAUACAUACAUACAUAUAUACAUACAUACAUAUAUACAUACAUACAUACAUACAUAUAUACAUACAUACAUAUAUACAUACAUACAUAUAUACAUACAUACAUAUAUACAUACAUACAUACAUAAAUAAUUGUAUAUGCAAAUCUGCACAUACAAAUGAACACUGACAUUUGCACCAACGCAUCUACCAAAGAGAGGAUCAAGUCUGUUCAUACAUGAAAUGGAAUGUUGCCCUGAUAUGAGUAUAAUAAAACAUGAUACUUUGAAUUUGUCUAAAGCUCCUCUUCAGACAUGAGGAUAAGUGUUGUUUUUUACUAUGUCUGAAGAGGAGUGUUAGAUAGUCUUGAAUUAUCAUGUAUUAUUCCAUUCCAGCCGUGACUUUCAUCUUAUGUUUGUGUGUUGCAGUAUUUUGUUCUCAUACAUAUAUACAGAUCUACUUUUCUAUCAGUAAACUCAUACUUACAUAUAUACUGUAUAGCUCUGAAUGACAUGCAGAUAUUCUCUACAUUUGUAUGCACUGUAUGUAUGUAUAUAUUAGUCCAUCCAAAUGAUAAAUUAUAUUACUUUCAUGUUAAACACAGGCAGUUCACAAGAGGAUAUUUGGUGAUUUUUGAUACUCUUCUACUGCCAGGCUGAUCGUAUCUACUUUACUUCUCUCCCUCUCUCUCAGUUGGUUUGAAAAGACUUUGCACAGAUAAAGCCUAAGGAACCUGAGAUUUCUUAGGUCUUCGUGUCAUUUUUCCCCUGUUUCUUCUUCACGAAUUCAAAUGGGUUUUCGCACAGAUAUAUCCCCAUGACCUUAAGAUUCUAGUUUGAAAGCUGUUUUUAAGUGACUGUGAAAUUAUGAUCCUAUUCGACAAAAACUCCUGUGCAUAUGUACAUAUUUCCUCAUCUCUUUAUUAUUAGCCUCUAUUAUAUCCCUUCUCAAGGGUGCAGAUGGAGUAACCCUUUUGCUUCUGGUUGAGUCUCUGCCUGGUCCUUAUUAACCAAGAUCAGGAGAGUCCUUGAGCCUUUAACUGCUCUUAACUAAGGAUGCCAAGCCUUUGAAAGUUUCUCAAAAUCUCUCUUAAAAAAAGAUAUUUAGAAUAUGCACAUGUUUUAUGAUUUGGUACUGAUAUGCAGAUUUGAAGUGACAUGAAGGAUUUAUUUACGAACCAUAUAUUGGGGUGAUGAGUAUAGAUUUGUAUAUUUUUUGUUUCUUUCUUUUAUGAUUUGAAUAUUCUGAACUUGCUAGCAUUCCAUCAGUACCUCAUCUCAAGUCAUGGUUCAUGAUUUUUUGUUAUUGUAUUUAUUAUUAUGGUGGUUGUUAUUUUUUUUCUUAUUGUAAUAAUGGCAUAUCUCAUUAUUUCCCUCCUAACCCCCUGUUCUCAAUAAUUCUUCUCUCUAUGACUUUCAUGAAAUAUGUUUAUCUAUGCAUGCAGAGAUAAAAAGGAAUGAUAUAUGAUCCCUUUAAACCAUUAUAGUAAGAUAUGGCAAGGUUCAGUAUCCCUCGUAAACUCUUAGGUGUACAAGGUCCACUUAGGCCUCUGUUCUUAACCAGUGCACAACUGCUCUGCAGAAUUAAAUAUAAAUCUUGUUUAGA
This is a messenger RNA of Penaeus vannamei (Pacific white shrimp), 2752 nucleotides long. The record is from RefSeq and is a predicted model, not a curated record. Lineage: Eukaryota; Metazoa; Arthropoda; Malacostraca; Decapoda; Penaeidae.